GAGGAACUGAAUGCAGGAGGUGCCUUUCCUCCCUUCUGUCUCCCUGGAAAUGCUGACAGGUGUCCACUGCUCCAGAGGCAUCUCCGAGAGGCAGACCACGCCGAGAGGUCCCGAUUCAGCUUUGCACGAGAACAACAACUGCACAGAAGACGGCUCCCGACUAGCAACACCCACAAUCUUCUCCUUUGUUUCUACGGAUCGGAUCGAAGCAACGACAACCCCAACCGCCUUUCUUUUCCUUCUCUUUAAGCGUCCGCUCUCGUAUCUGGUGGCAGCAGUAGCCGAGCAUCUCUGGUCCUGGCUUUUUGUUUUCCUUUUUUCGUAGGAUGGAGGCACACCAUGCUAUUUGGAGACACGGCAGCCACAAAGGAACCUUGGUGACUCUUUUCUCUUUCGUCGUUUCUUGCCACCUUUCCCGGAGUGUUUGGCAAGGGGCUUAGGAAACUUGGGUGUGUUGCUUCGGAGCCUGUUGUCAAGGCUCUGGAACCACACCUUCUCUUUGCGUUUUGUGCGGGGAUACCCUUCUCGAAACACUGCUUUUGUUAUUGUUGUCAUUCUCAGCCUGCAAGAAUCCGGCGGUGUAUCUCUCUGGCAAGGACUGGCAUGUCUCUCGGAGAAGGCGGCAGUGUGUUUCAGCUCAUCCCGGCUCAUGCCGAAUCGAGGAAAAGAGCUUGGGAUUUGUCUCUCCCCGAAGGAAGGGGGUGAAAGGAGCUGAAGCGGGGAGGCACAGAGAAGCAGAGCUGCUGUCGAGGAAACCACCGCUGAGUCCUUGCUGGACUCACGAAAAAAGGCAGCUUGGGUUCCGAGAAGAGAGUUCAACCCUCUGGAUUAAGUUUUGGAUUUUGGGAUCUGUUUCUUGUCUUGCCUUUCGGACACACUCUCGCACUCAUGGGCUGAAUCAGGACGACAUUCCAGUUUGCACCGAGACCGUCCAGCGAUCAAAUUGGCCGUUCGAUAAAAAGACACAAUUAACCCUUGCUGGAUCUAGGAGGAUUUCUUUGCCCCACUUUUGUUUCCAAAUUUGAAAGGAAACCAGGAUUCACAUCUCUCUUCUCUCUUCUUUCUUCUUUCUUUUGGAUGGCAUUGAUCUGCACAGUUUCCUACUUUGGUUGGUUUUGAUGGUGGAUCUGGAAGGGCUCCCAAGCCUGGAGUUUCCUACUGAGUUUGGCUUGGUCCUUGCUAGAAAUGGCUUGUUGAUAUCUAGAACUGGUUUGGAAACAUUCUUUUGGAUUGGGUUUUCUUCUGCUCCAAGCUAUGGAUUACGUCUUCGAGAUGGCUUGCAGAACUUUAGCUCCGUCCUCUUGAGAAAUCCCUCAGAUGAUGGCGGUCCCGGAGAACACUUAGGAGAGGAGUGGGCCCAGUUUUUCUAGCGCCCAACAUUACCGCUGCCCUGGAUCUCCCAAUCGGGGCCUGGGCCCCGGUCAGCGGCAUGACCGCUUGCCAAUAUCCUAUGGGGCCGGGCUCCCUGGAGCGGGACCGGAUGUACCAGCACAAGGUUUCCUUGGUGGUCCGAUAUUUCAUGAUUCCUUGUAACAUCUGCCUGAUCCUCUUGGCCACUUCCACGCUGGGAUUUGCUGUCCUGCUUUUCCUCAACAACUACAAACCAGGGACCUACUUCCCGCAGCCGCUGCCAACCCCUCAGGAUGUGUGUCGCGGAGUGUUAUGUGGGUUUGGUGCCGUGUGUGAAAGGAGCCCCACAGACUCGUCCCAAGGCGUAUGUGUAUGCAAGAAGACCACCUGUCCUUCGGUGGUGGCUCCCGUCUGCGGCUCAGAUUAUUCCACCUACAGCAACGAAUGUGAGCUGGAGAAGGCUCAGUGCAACCAACAGCGCAGGAUCAAGGUCAUCAGUAAAGGAGCUUGUGGUUCAAAGGAUCCUUGUGCGGACGUGACGUGCAGCUUUGGCAGCACCUGUGCCCGCUCAAGUGACGGACAGUCGGCCAAAUGCAUCUGCCCAUCUUCCUGCAGCGGCGUUCCCGAGAACACGGUGUGUGGCAGCGACGGCAAGGAUUACCGCAGCGAGUGCCACCUCAACAGACACGCUUGCGACAAGCAGGAAAACAUCUUCAAGAAGUUCGAUGGCCCUUGCGACCCCUGCAAAAGCACCCACAAUGACAUGAAUCGCGUUUGCCGGGUCAACCCUCGCACCCGGCGCGCAGAGCUCCUCUCCCGACCCGAGAGCUGCCCCUUAAAGUGGGAUCCGGUGUGUGGCGACGAUGGGGUGACCUAUGACAACGACUGCGUCAUGGUGAGGUCCGGUGCCAUCCGGGGGAUCGAGAUCCAGAAGGUGCGCUCCGGACAGUGCCAGAUUCAAGACAAGUGCAAGGACGAGUGCCGCUUCAACGGGGUGUGUCUCAACCGUCGGGGGGCUCCCCGUUGUUCCUGUGAGCGCAUCGCCUGCGACGGCUCUUACCGGCCUCUCUGCGGCAGGGACAGCCGAACGUACACCAACGACUGCGAGCGCCAGAAGGCCGAGUGCCAACAGAGAGCUGCCAUCCCGAUCAAACACCAGGGUCCUUGUGAUCUUGGCACCCCGAGCCCCUGCCUGAGUGUCGAGUGCACAUUUGGGUCGACCUGCGUGGUGAAGAACCAGGAGGCGGUGUGCGAAUGCCAGCAGGUGUGCCAAAGUCUCUACGAUCCAGUUUGUGGCAGCAACAACCUCACGUACGGCAACCCCUGCGAGCUGGACGCCAUGGCCUGUGCCCUCAGGAAAGAGAUCCGGGUGAAACACAAAGGCCCCUGUGACCGUUGUGGGAAAUGUCAGUUCGGUGCCAUCUGCGAGGCAGAAACGGGAAGAUGUGUCUGCCCCACCGAAUGCAUCCCGUCCUCUCAGCCGGUCUGCGGCACGGAUGGGAUCACCUACCAGAACGAGUGCGAGCUCCAUGUGCGGGCCUGCACCCAGCAAACAAACAUCGAGGUGGCGGCCCAAGGCGACUGCAAAACCUGUGGGGGCGUGGUGUGCUCCUUCGGGGCCCAGUGUGUGGAUGGGCAGUGUGUCUGUCCACGUUGCGAGAAGCAGCCCCUGGGCCGAGUAUGUGGGAGCAACGACGUCACCUAUGAGAAUGCAUGCGAGCUGCGGGUGGCAGCCUGUCAACAGAAGAAGGACAUUGAGAUCACUCGGACGGGGCCUUGCGAGGAGGAAUGUGGAUCAGGAGGAGGAUCUGGCUCUGGGGACUUGAAUGAAUGCGACCGGGACAGCUGUCGGCAGUUUGGCGGUUCCUGGGAUGAGGAUGUGGAGGACGACCGCUGCGUGUGUGACUACACCUGUGGGUCCGUGCCAAGGAACCCGGUGUGUGGCUCCGAUGGUGUGACCUAUGCGAAUGAGUGUGAACUGAAGAAAACACGCUGCGAGAAACACCAAGAUAUCUACGUAAUGAGUCAAGGAGCCUGUCGAGGAGUCACCAGCCUUCCUCCUCCUCUUGAAGUCCUCCACUGCAGCCAGACCGUUUAUGGAUGCUGUCCGGACAACGUGACGUUGGCCCUUGGCGUCGGCUCCGCUGGAUGUCCCAGCACCUGCCACUGCAACCCCUAUGGCUCCUAUGGAGGAGGCUGCGACCCUGCGACGGGGCAGUGCUCCUGCAAGCCCGGCGUGGGGGGCCUGAAGUGCGACCGCUGCGAGCCUGGCUUCUGGAACUUCCGUGGCAUCGUCACCGAUGGCAAGAGCGGCUGCACCCCGUGUCACUGCGAUCCCGUCGGUUCCGUCCGUGAUGACUGUGAGCAGAUGACCGGCUUGUGUUCCUGUAAGACGGGCAUCACCGGCAUGAAAUGCAACCAGUGUCCCAAUGGAAGCAAACUGGGGAUGUCGGGCUGUGAGAAAGACCCGUCUGCGCCUUCAUCCUGUGCGGAAAUGGCGUGUGAGUUUGGAGCAUCAUGUGUGGAAAUCAACGGUUCUGCACAUUGCGAGUGUCCUAUUUGCACAGAGGAGAACAUGGGGAAGGUCUGUGGCUCCGAUGGAGUGACUUACGGUGACCAGUGCCAACUGAGGACCAUCGCUUGCCGGCAAGGGCAGGUCAUCGAGGUGAAGCAUUUCGGUCAAUGCCAAGAAUCUAUCACUCACGCCGGCCACACCACACUACCCACCACCAUAAGGCCUUUGGACUCCCUUAUUAUUCCUCCACCUCCUCAAACCACUCCCCAGGCACCCGAGCAACCCAAGACAGCCGCCGGCGCCAGGCAUUUUGAGGACAAAGCCUCCCGUCUGGGCCACCCUGUCACGAGGCGGACAACCACCACCCCUCACCCGGCCACAACCGCCUGGACGACACACAGCGUCCGCCAGACCACCAUCCGGCCCCUCUCCACGGCCCCUGUGGUCCCAGGUACCACGCAGCCAGCUUAUGUCGAAUCAGGCAGUGCAGAAGGCAGCGGGGAGCCAGAGAUGGGCACCAGUGGGGACCAAGAAAGCAGCGGCAUGGGCUCCGCAGGUGAUGAAGAGACAGAAGAAACCAGGGUCACGGGGACCCCAGUAAUAGAGCGAGCCACGUGUUACAACACCCCCUUGGGAUGCUGCUCUGACGGCAAGACGGCUGCUGUGGAUUCAGAAGGAAGCAAUUGCCCGGCGACCAAGGUGUUCCAAGGAGUCCUCAUCUUGGAAGAAGUUGAAGGCCAGGAGCUUUUUUACACGCCGGAGAUGGCCGAUCCCAAGUCGGAACUCUUUGGAGAAACCGCCAGGAGCAUUGAGAGCGCACUGGAUGAACUUUUCCGCAACUCGGACAUCAAGAAGGAUUUCAAGAGCAUCCGGGUGCGAGACCUGAGCCAAAGCAACCCCGUGCGCGUCAUCGUGGAGGCCCAUUUUGACCCAGCCACAACCUUCGCAGCCACCGACAUCCAAAGAGCUCUUCUGAAGCAGAUCAAAGCCUCGAAGAAAAGGACCAUCUUGGUGAAAAAACCUCAGCAGGAGAACAUCAGAUUCAUGGACUUUGAUUGGAUCCCCCAGCUCUUCACCACCACAACCACCACCACCACAGCCACCACCAUGGCACCAGCCGCCACCACCCGCCACUUCACUACCACGGCUGUGCCCCGGGCAUUGUAUCCGGGGAGACCCAAUGGUAAAACCUCCGGCCCAAUCACCACGAAGAGGCCCGUCACCACCGCGCCAGCCACCACAUCCCGUAAGAAGCCAUUCCGCCUGCCCCCCACGACCAAGAAACCAGCUCGGCCUUGCGAUUCCCACCCCUGUCUCCAUGGCGGCACCUGCGAAGAUGACGGCCGGGACUUCACCUGCAGUUGUCCAGCCGGGAAAGGAGGAGCAGUGUGUGAAAAAUCCAUUAGGUACUUUAUCCCAAGUUUUGGUGGAAAGUCCUACCUGGCGUUCAAAAUGAUGAAGGCCUACCACACUGUGCGCAUCGCCAUGGAGUUCCGGGCCUCGGAGCUGAGCGGGCUGCUCUUGUACAACGGGCAGAAUCGGGGCAAGGACUUCAUCUCCCUCGCUCUUGUGAAUGGCUUUGUGGAACUCAGAUUCAACACCGGCUCUGGGACAGGCAUCAUCACAAGCCGGGUGCCCAUUGAGCCCGGUAGGUGGCACCAAUUGGUGGUCAACCGGAACCGAAGGAGUGGCAUGCUUUCUGUGGACGGGGAACCUCAUGUCAAUGGCGAGAGCCCAAGUGGCACAGAUGGGCUGAAUCUGGACACUGAUCUCUUCAUUGGAGGGGCUCCGGAAGACCAAAUCGCUGCGGUGGCCGAGCGCACUUCCGUCCCGUCCGGCCUGAAGGGCUGCAUCCGCCUCCUGGACGUCAACAACCAGAUGUACGACCUGCGGGAGAAAGGCAGCGACGUGCUGUACGGCAGCGGGGUGGGCGAGUGCGGCAACAACCCCUGCCACCCCAACCCUUGCCACCACGGAGGCCUCUGCCACGUCAAAGAAGCAGAGAUGUUCCAUUGCGAAUGCCUCCACGGCUAUACGGGGCCGACCUGUGCCGACGAAAGGAAUCCCUGCGAUCCCAAUCCGUGCCACAUUUCUGCCACUUGCUUGGUGUUGCCCGAGGGAGGUGCCAAGUGCGAAUGCCCCAUGGGACGGGAAGGGGAGUUCUGCGAGUCAGUCACAGAACUGGAUCAGACAGUGCCCUUCCUGCCAGAAUUUAAUGGAUUCUCUUACCUGGAGUUGAAUGGACUCCAGACCUUUGUGACAGACCUGCAGGACAAGAUGUCCAUGGAAGUCGUGUUCCUGGCAAAGAACCCGAGCGGCAUGAUUUUCUACAACGGGCAGAAGACGGACGGCAAAGGCGAUUUCAUCUCCUUGUCGCUGCACGAUGGCUACUUGGAAUAUCGAUAUGACCUGGGAAAAGGAGCAGCCGUCAUCAAGAGUAAGGAGCCCAUUCCACUGAAUACCUGGACCAGUGUUUUGUUGGAGAGGAGCGCACGCAAAGGAGUGAUGAGGAUCAACAACGGCGAGCGGAUCAUGGGGGAGUCCCCGAAAUCCCGUAAGCUGCCUCACACCUCGCUCAACCUGAAGGAGCCUCUCUAUGUUGGAGGGGCGCCCGACUUCAGCAAACUGGCCCGUGCUGCAGCAAUGUCCACCAGCUUUGACGGAGCCAUCCAGAAGAUUUCCAUCAAAGGCAUCCCAGUUCUCAAGGAGGAGAACAUUCGCAGCGCCAUCGAGAUCUCCACUUUCCGCUCCCACCCAUGCACCCAGAAGCCCAGCCCUUGCCAGAACGGAGGGAUGUGCAAUCCUCGCUUGGAGAGCUACGAAUGCGCCUGUCAGAGGGGCUUCUUUGGGGCUCACUGUGAGAAAGUCAUCAUAGAGAAGGCAGCAGGAGACUCCGAGGCCAUUGCCUUUAAUGGCAGGACCUACAUAGAAUACCACAAUGCUGUGACCAAGAGCCAACUGACCAAUGAGAUUCCAGCUCCUGAUGCUCUGGAUUAUCCUCUGGAUAUCAGCGAGAAGGCCCUGCAGUCUAACCACUUUGAGCUGAGCAUCAAGACGGAAGCCACGCAAGGCCUCAUCCUUUGGAGCGGGAAGGCUCUGGACCGAUCCGACUACAUUGCCCUGGCCAUUGUGGACGGCCGUGUACAGAUGACCUACGACCUCGGCUCCAAGCCCGUCGUCCUGCACUCCACCGUCCUGGUCAACACAAACCAGUGGGUCCAGAUCAAAGCAUACAGGGUGCAUCGAGAGGGGUCCCUCCAAGUCGGCAACGAGGCCCCCAUCACGGGUUCCUCCCCUCUGGGGGCAACACAGCUGGACACAGACGGAGCCCUUUGGCUAGGAGGGCUGGAGAAGCUCAGCGUGGCUCACAAGCUGCCCAAGGCCUACAGCACCGGCUUCAUUGGCUGCAUCCGAGACGUCGUCGUCGACCGCCAAGAACUGCAUUUGGUGGAGGACGCGCUAAACAACCCCACCAUCUUACAGUGUUCGGCCAAAUAAAGACUCCCUGCCGCCCUUCCUCUCCCUCCUCUCCCUCCUCUCCCUCCUCUCCUUCCCUCUCUCUUCCCUCCUCCUCCCGGCUAUUGCUGUAAUUAUUUUCUAUUUUUGUAAACUUAUUGCUUUUUAUAUUUUUGUGGGGGGGGGAGGGAGGGAGACCAAGAGGAGGACAACAAAGAGAGGACCUCGCGGGAGACGGGACCGUUUAUUUUGGGUUGACUCGUUCGGUUAUCUCGUCCAAGCCAGAGUGGGAGCCGAAAGAACAAAAACUCCAAGGAACCAACGUGCUUCUUCCUGCUUGGCUGCCCACCCUGCUUUUGGACGUCAUGUUUUUAUUUCAUUCAUACUUGAAGAUACGGAUAAGGAGAAGAUGGGAUGUUGGUGUGCCGCAUCCUUGAACAAAGACUCGCCGUUGAGAGAGAAAGGGAAGAUCCAUGGCUAUGGGGACGUGGGUUGGGUUAUGUUGUGGGUGCCGCCGGACCAAAACCUUCCACGCCUGGCCUCGGACUCACCCUUUCGUCUUCUUUCCUAGGUUUGCUCUUAUCUUCUUGUACUCACCAUUAGGAUGAAAAACACGGAAUGCUGUAUGUUCUUUUCUCCCCCUUGUUUGACAUGCUUCCAAUGAUUCCGAAACAAACUGGGCAUUUUCCUUCAUUCUGAAGCUACAGGGCGCAAAAAUGUGUGGUUAGUUUUCCAGGCUGUCUGGCUAUGUUCCAGAAGCAUUCUCUCCUGACGUUUCGCCCACAUCUAUGGCCGGCAUCCUCAGAGGUUGUGAGGUCUGUGUCGGAAUGGCUGGGUUGCUGUGAGCUUUCCGGGCUGUAUGGCUAUGUUCCAGAAGCAUUCUCUCCUGACGUUUCGCCCACAUCUAUGGCAGGCAUCCUCAGAAGUUGUGAGGAAUAUAUGUCCAUGUUCCAGAAGCAUUCUCUCCUGACGUUUCGCCCACAUCUAUGGCAGGCAUUCUCAGAGGUUGUGAGGUCCGUGUUGUCGAAGGCUUUCAUGGCCUGAAUCACUGGGUUGCUGUCAGUUUUCCAGGCUGUCUGGCCAUGUUCCAGAAGCAUUCUCUCCUGACGUUUCGCCCACAUCUAUGGCUGGCAUCCUCAGAGGUUGUGAGGUCUGUGUUGUCGAAGGCUUUCAUAGCUGGAAUCGCUAGGUUGCUGUGAGUUGUCCGGGAUGUCUGGCCAUGUUCCAGAAGCAUUCUCUCCUGACAUUUCGCCCACACCUAUGGCAGGCAUCAUCAGAGGUUGUGACAUCUGUCGGAAACUAGGCAAGUGGGGUUGAUAUAGCUGUGAAAUCUCCACUCUUUUGCCUGGGGGAAUCUUUUGUUGGGAGGUGUCAGCUGGCCCUGAUUGUUUCCUAUCUGGAAAUCUCCUAUUUUGGGGUGUUGUUCUUUAUUUACUGUCCUGGAAGGAGGAAACCAUGAAAAUGAACAAAACUGGCUAUCAGUAUUAUUAAAAAAAAGUCUUAAAUCUGGAAAGUAAAUAAAGAGCAACACUCAGAGUAGUAGUAGUAAUAAUAAUAAUAAUAAUAAUAAUAAUAAUAAUAAUAAUAAUUAAAAGUAACAGCAAAAGUCCAGUCGUAUCCAACUCUGGGGGUUGGUGCUCAUCUCCAUUUCUAAGCAGAAGAGCCGGCGUUGUCCAUAGACACCUCCAAGGUCACGUGGCCACUGGCAUGACUGCAUGGAGCGCCAUUACCUUCCCGCUGGAGCGGUACCUAUUGAUCUACUCACAUUGGCAUGUUUUCGAACUGCUAGGUUGGUAGGAGCUAGGGCUUACAGCGGGCGCUCAUUCCGCUCCCGGGAUUUGAACCUGGGACCUUUCGGUCCGCAAGUUCAGCAGCGCAGCGCUUUAACAUACUUCGCCACCGGGGCAAAGUCUCAUUGAAGCAUGCUAAUCGAGGUGGCCGAUUGCAACAUUCACACUUGCGUCUAAUAGACAAAAGAGUUCUUUCUCUCACCCUGGACAUUAUUCCACAGAUCUAUAAACCCCACGUGUCUAGUUUCCAACACAUCGCAAGCUCAGAAUGCCUGCCACAGAUGUGGGCGAAAUGUCAGGAGAGAGUGCUUCUGGAACAUGGCCAUACAGCCCGGAAAACUCACAGGCAGUUGGAAGAUAAUGUUUUUGUCGCUCAAUGCCGACACUUGGCAAGACCCCAUUUUUGGUUUGUAUUGACUAUAAUAAGAUCGGUUCUGUUGAGAUUGGUUCUUCUCAUUUCCUUUUCCUUAGAGGAAGAUUCCGGAGGCAUUCCUCUGUGAGCAGAGCGAGUGCUUUCGCUGUAUUUGUUGCAAAGACCAAGGACGAUGGGCCAUGCGUUUCUCAGCUGCCAAUACCUGGAAGCCUCUCCAGGAAAGGUAGCAAAAUAGGAUGCCUUCCAAAAUCACUAGAUUUCCAUAUCAACUCUCUUAGAGCUUGAGAGUGGAAUAUUUGACGUAUCGGCCUCUCUCAAAUCUCUCUGGUGCUCUGCCUUACCCGGCUAAUGUCGGGUCCCUAUUCUCACACGCUCAACACACACAAAGUUGUGUGUCAUGGAUUGUGCCCAUUGAUCUCUGAUUCAUGUCGAACUUUCCAGAAGUUUGCAGAAAGUAGCAUCAGGGAUGAGGACCUUUUGGGGACCUAAGGAAGGGGGACAUGGCACUCUCCCUACUUGUUGGUAAACAAUGUAAUAAAAAACUAAACUGACA
Molecule: messenger RNA, 10037 nt
Organism: Anolis carolinensis (green anole)
Lineage: Eukaryota; Metazoa; Chordata; Lepidosauria; Squamata; Anolidae
Gene: agrn
Product: agrin
Exons: 38
Coding region: 1430-7363 (1977 amino acids)
Biological process (GO): neuromuscular junction development; receptor clustering; G protein-coupled acetylcholine receptor signaling pathway
Molecular function (GO): laminin binding; calcium ion binding
Source: RefSeq, a predicted model, not a curated record